UGGGUAAAUCUCUCCGCAGGAGUUUGCUGCUGCUGUGCUGCGCUGCGACCUCGCUACAAGCGGCUGGUAGACAACAUCUUUCCUGAAGAUCCAAAAGAUGGUCUUGUUAAAGCUGACAUGGAGAAACUGACUUUCUAUGCAGUUUCUGCACCAGAGAAGCUGGAUCGAAUUGGGGCUUACCUGGCAGAGAGACUGACCAGGGAUGUGGCCAGACAUCGCUAUGGUUAUGUUUUAAUUGCCAUGGAGGCACUGGACCAACUUCUAAUGGCUUGCCAUUCUCAAAGCAUAAAACCAUUUGUGGAAAGUUUCCUUCAUAUGGUGGCCAAGCUUCUGGAAUCGGGCGAACCAAAGCUGCAAGUCCUUGGGACUAAUUCUUUUGUCAAAUUUGCCAACAUUGAAGAAGACACACCUUCAUACCACAGGCGCUACGACUUCUUCGUGUCGCGGUUCAGUGCCAUGUGUCAUUCCCGUGACCCUGAUCCAGAAAUACAAAAUGAGAUCCGAAUUGCUGGAAUCAGGGGCAUCCAGGGAGUGGUUAGAAAAGCAGUUAAUGAUGAGCUUCGAGCAACCAUAUGGGAACCCCAGCACAUGGACAAGAUAGUGCCAUCCCUGCUGUUCAACAUGCAGAAAAUAGAAGAUAUUGACAGCAGAAUAGGCCCCCCAUCCUCUCCUACAGUAGGAGUGAAAGAAGAAAAUCCUUCUGUGCUGGCUGAGAAUUGUUUCAGGGAACUACUGGGACGAGCAACCUAUGGAAAUAUGAACAAUGCUGUCAGACCAGUUUUUGCGCAUUUAGACCAUCAUAAGCUGUGGGAUCCUAAUGAAUUUGCUGUUUCCUGCUUUAAAAUCAUCAUGUAUUCUAUACAGGCACAAUAUUCCCAUCAUGUAAUACAAGAAAUCCUUGGACACCUUGAUGUCCGCAAAAGGGAUUCAGCACGAGUUCGUGCUGGCAUUAUUCAGGUUCUUCUGGAAGCAGUUGCAAUAGCAGCUAAAGGAUCAAUAGGCCCAACAGUUCUGGAGGUUUUUAACACCUUGUUGAAGCACCUGCGCAUCAGCGUUGACUUUGAGCUGAGUGACCGGCGCAAUUCCUGUGAAAGCUCCACUUUAAGCAUCAGCUCCAAGGAGAGUGAUGAGAGGAUUGUCCAGAAUGCAAUUAUUCAAACAAUUGGAUUUUUUGGAAGCAAUCUUCCAGAUUACCAGAGAUCAGAGAUUAUGAUGUUCAUUAUGAGCAAAGUACCUGUUUUGGGAGCAACUUCACAAUCGCUGGAUCCCAGUAACCUUGGAGAUUUGGGAACAAGGAGGAUUCAAAUCAUGUUAUUGAGAUCUUUACUUAUGGUGACUUCAGGAUACAAAGCCACAACAAUAAGUAAUGCCCUUCCUGCCCCCUUUCUGGACCCAUUGCUGUCUCCUUCACUCAUGGAGGACUCGGAGCUGAGGCAGCUGGUGCUGGAAAUCCUGCACAACCUCAUCGACCGGCACGACAACAGAGCCAAGCUCAGAGGGAUCAGAAUAAUACCAGAUGUUUCUGAUCUAAAGAUAAAACGAGACAAGAUUUCAAGGCAGGACGUGAGCUUCAUGAAAAAGCAUGGUCAGCAGUUGUACAGACACAUCUACCUAGGCUGCAAAGAAGAAGACAAUGUCCAGAAGAACUUUGAACUCCUGUUUACAUCCCUAGCUCUUACCACAAUAGAACUGGCCAAUGAAGAAGUGGUGAUUGACCUCAUUCGAUUAGCGAUUGCCUUGCAGGACAUUGCCAUCAUCAAUGAGGAUAAUCUGCCAAUGUUUAAUCGCUGUGGUGUCAUGGCAUUGGUUGCAGCGUAUCUAAACUUCCUGAGUCAGAUGAUUGCAGUGCCUGCCUUCUGUCAGCAUGUCAGCAAGGUCAUUGAAACCAGAAGUGUGGAAGCAGCUUAUUUUCUACCAGAAACAAUUUUCAAAGACAAAUCCAAUCUUCCAAAAUCCUUAGAGAAGGAUGAAACAGAUCUGUUUUUCCUGACCAACAAGAUUGCAGAAUCAUUAGGAGGCAGUGGAUACAAUGUGGAAAGACUGUCAGUUCCAUAUGUGCCCCAGGUAACAGAUGAGGACAGACUCUCCAGGAGGAAGAGUAUUGUGGACACAGUGUCUCUUCAGGUGGAUAUUCUGUCUGGCUGCGGCGUAGAGGAUAAGGUUGAUAAUACUGAAGAAAUCACCUUUGAAGCUUUGAAGAAAGCCAUUGAUAACAAUGGACUUGAAGAACAGGAAAAGGAAAAGAGGCGUCUUGUGAUUGAGAAGUUCCAAAAAGCACCAUUUGAAGAAAUUGCAGCUCAAUGUGAAACCAAAGCAAACUUGCUUCAUGAUAGACUGGCACAGAUACUGGAACUCACCAUCCGUCCUCCACCCAGCCCCUCAGGAACGAUGACCAUGACUGCUGGACAUCCUCAUUACCAUUCUGUUCCAGUCUAUGAGAUGAAGUUUCCAGAUCUUUGUGUGUAUUAAGUGUCUUCUGAAGUCUGCUGGACAUUAUUUAGAGUAGAGUACAAUAGAAAGAACAAGAUGAGUUUUCAAAUUUUAUUGUUUAUUGUAUCUAACUUUAAUAUAAUGAUGGACAUGAGCCAAAUACAGAUUAUUUUAGCCAAAUUCAUGAAACUGUCUUGAAUUGUUUUAUUCUGUAAUAUAUUUUGAGUUAGGUUUUUCACAGACCAUGUUUCUUCAUUUUCGUAUUUGAGUACAUGUAAAAGAUUUAAAACUUGUCUUGCCAUAUAGGUAAAUAUUUCAGUUACUCUAGGAAUUUGUAUUGCUUCAAAUUCCUUUAAUUUGAGAUAUUGUAACUGAAAAACCUAUUAAAGCCUUUGUUUGGUUUGGUUUUUUGGUUUUUUUUGGUUGGUUUUUUUUUGGUUGGUUGUUUUGUUGUUUGUUUGUUUGUUUUUUUACUCCUCUCCUCCUCAAUUCUCUGUCAAACUAGAAUGCUUUUGGCUUGCUUCAUCUCAUUCAGUGUAACCAGGGGAGCCCAGCCUGAGCUCCCUCUUGUUCCUGCUGUCACAGCUGCUCAACUUGUUUGGUUUGGAAUGGUUGGAAAAACCAAUACCUUACAUGUGUUCAAAUACAGUGAAUGAGUUAAUGAGCACUUAUUAAGUAUAUUUUGAUGCAUCACAUAACAUGCUUUUUAGAUAGCUACAUCCAGUAUAUGUACUGUGUUUCUUGCUAAAAGUUAAAUCUUAAGCUUUGCAUAAGAGAGGAGAAAUCUCCUCUUGAAGCACGGAAUUGUGCAAUAUAUUUCAUGUCUUAAGAUGUAUGGUUUACAGACUGUACUUUUGAAAACACUGUAGUAUUUUACUGUCUGCUUUAGUAUAAAUACAGGAGAGAUAUAUUUAGUAUAGCAGAAAAUAAACUGAGGGCAUUUUAAAUCAUAAAUACUAAAACUAUAUUCUGUGAGACAUUUCUCUGUAGUUUAUAACAGCUUUUUAGUGAUAUUUUAGAAAUUGAAAGUAAACUCAAUGAAACCAUUAAAAGAUCAAGAAUUUAUUACAUAUAUUUUCAAGCAAAAGCAUUUUUAGAGACGCAUCUCUGUGUUUGUUUUUGUUUCAUUUCUCAAACCUUUAAGGUAAAUUUCAUAGGUUUAUGUAUCUGAGCAUAUACUAUUCAAAUGUAAAUAAAGUAAAACUGAUAAAGUAAAUCAUGGACAUUUGAUGAUAAUCAUCAAGGCUGUCUUAAUGACUCACUAAAUCCUGCCAGCAAAAAAAGAUAAACAGCAUUCAUUGAUGCCAUGAACAUUAAAUCUGAAGUCCCUUAAUUUAUCUGAAUCUGACUGGGCAGUGUAAACAUGAAUGAAUGCUCUCAAAUAUCUAUAAUAAAUGUAGACAUUUAAUUGAGUGUUUUGGAUGAACAGUGAACAUGAAGAAAGUAACUGAACCUCAGUUAGGCCUGCUUUGAGCAGGGACUUGGUUUAGAUGACUUUCAGAAGUCCCAACCUAAAUUAAUCUUUGAUUGCAUAACUCAUGUUCUGAAGGAUUAUUGGCCCUGCUAAUUUGCUGACUGGAGCAUUUGCAAACCCAUUGUAAAAAGGAUUUUAAAUUUUUUUAACAGUAGUCCAGUAUUGUAGUGGACGAUGUUUAAAGGCCUGAUGUGGCAUGACAUAGAGAAAUAUCAGCUACUUAAACCUAUGAGAUGACAUGCUGAGUUUCAGAAAGCAUUCACAAAGCUCAAAAGGUAAUUGAGACCUUCUUUUCAGUUUAACAGUGCAAUCACAGCUGUUAGUGGAUGACGAAACAACCCCUUAUCUACAGCAUUCCGUUGUGAUUUUUACUGCUGCAGCGUGU
Molecule: messenger RNA, 4289 nt
Organism: Melozone crissalis (California towhee)
Lineage: Eukaryota; Metazoa; Chordata; Aves; Passeriformes; Passerellidae
Gene: EFR3A
Product: EFR3 homolog A
Exons: 22
Coding region: 118-2469 (783 amino acids)
Biological process (GO): protein localization to plasma membrane
Cellular component (GO): plasma membrane
Source: RefSeq, a predicted model, not a curated record